Paramecium octaurelia is the source of this 2483-nucleotide messenger RNA. NCBI's taxonomy places the organism in Eukaryota, Ciliophora, Oligohymenophorea, Peniculida, Parameciidae. The record is from the annotation of a GenBank genome assembly.
AUGAGGAGUAUAAGGAAAUCUCUUGUGAAGUGUAAUUUAAAUUGCUAAUCAAAGUGCUUAAGUCAAUAGAUUUAUUUGGAUAGAACAUUUUGUUGAAUCUCAAUGGGGAAGACGAAUACAAAACUGCCUUCGGUGGUUUCUUCACUUUGAUGAUUCUAGGAAUCGUUGUUCUGUUCUUUUAAUCCAAUAUCAGAGACUUUAUAAAUAAAGUAAACAUUUAAAGUGAGACAACCGAAGUUUUUGAAGAUUAACCUGAUUAAAUAGAAUUGAAUGAAUCCAAUUUUAUGUUUGCUGUAGCUAUAGAAUAACUCAAUUUUAACACUAAUCCCUUUUUUAAUAUUACACUACGACAAAGGUAACAUGUUCCAUUAAAUAUCUCAGAUACUACGAAAGAUUGGAAAACGGCACUCUUAUCAAACGAGAUCAAUAUAUUGAUCUGAUACCAUGUAAAUUGGAUAGAUUUCAAAAUAUAUUUACUCCUUAUAGACUGAAUUUCACCCAACAGUACAGUGAAAUCGGUCUCGAUACUUGGUUAUGUCCAUAGUACUUCUAUUCUCAAUUAUAGGCUUAAUUAUUCUCUCUCUCUGAAAGGGAGGUACACAAAUAAAUAUUUCGACUUCCUAAAAAUUGCUGUCAAUGAGUGCAGUAACAACACCCAGACAAAUGACUUCUUCACAUGGAAGCCUGUCUGUGCUUCUCCAGAAGUCGUAAAUGAAUGGCUGGCAGACCAAAGGUCCUUUAGAGUCAAAUUGUAUAUAUAUAAGUGCUUAUGUUAAGAUACAUAACAAACAAAGUGAUUAAUCCCUAGAAAGGAGAUGAAUAUAUUCAAUCGUUUCUGGAUGAUGAAUUAUUCUUCUCCUUUGUACCAAACGUAAUUGGCAAAGAAACUGAUGUCUUUUUCACCAAAUACAUCUUGAAAACUGAUAAUAAUCUAAUUCCAACAAAUGAAGAACUAGAAACCACUGAAGUGUUUGCUAAACAGGAAGGUGAUUACAGAGAUCAAAGCAUUUAUGCUGCCGAACAAUUUGCAGCCAUUUAUCUGAGGAGAUCCCCUUACACUAAUUACAUAUCAAGAUCAUAUCAAAAAAUAGACAAACUACUUUCCAUCCUUGGAGGUUUCGCUAACAUAGUCUUUGUUGCACUAGGCUUCUUUGUAGGAAUAUAUAAUAAAUAAUAAUGUACAUUUUAAAAUCAUCUAGAUCUCAUCGAAUUAGCUAAUGAGGUGUAUGAUUUUCACUUUGGAAAUGAAAACAAGGCUAAAUUUGAGAGACAACAAUUGGUCAAAGAAAUCACUUAUGUUAAAUCUUAGUCCAAGAUAAUUAGUUAAAAGUGCAGUCCUGCCUCCUCAAUAAAUCCUGGUAAUGCAUCUAUUAAUUGCAAUGCAAUCCAAUCAGUCAGACCGAUGAUAUCCCAUCAAAUCGAUUGCACCCUAGUCAUUCAUAAUGACAAAUAGGAUUCGGAUCAAAAAACUCAUAAGUCUAAUAACAAGAAUUCAGCAGUUAACUUAUAACCAAUCGGAGACAACGAAGUAGAAUGGGAGAGUGUUGAUAAAAGUAUGUUUUCUUGCAAUCUCACUCAAAAUAAUAAUCAAACAGAUAUUGUUAUGUUUAAUAGCACUGCCAAAUUCAAUUAAGAGAGACAAGCCAAAACUUAGAAUGAUCAAGAGUAAAAGAGUAUGAAACAAUCCAUUAAAUAGAUGCACAAAUCGAUAAUUAAUAAAAUUGGGAUUCACAAUCGAAAAGAAUAUUUAACUAAGCAAAUCUAGAUGAUGUUAGACAGAAGUCGUCCCAUAGUCUUCACUUUCAAAUUCGUAUUGCAUUAAUUGUUUUGUGGCAAGUUUUUUUAAGAUAAGAAUUGCAUCCUGUUGGACAAAGCUAUGUAAUCUAAGUAUCUUAAAGUUAUAGAAAAAAGAUAAAUCAAGACCUGGAUAUUUGUGUGUUGAUUGAUAAGGUGAAUGAGAUCAAUUUAAUAAAGGAACUGCUUCUAGAAAGGGAUCAAUAGAUAUUGUUCAAUUUUGCUCCAAAAGAGGUCAUUACUAUUGAAGAUUUAAGUUCUAAGCAUCAUCUACCGGGAAGACGAGAUUCCAAGUAUGUUUUGGUUGAUGCUAUUUUAGACGUGCUUUUACUAAAAGGUUGGGAGUGCAAUUUAGUGAUGUGGCUAAAAUGAUGUUCGACAAGAAAUUUAAAAAGGGGCAGUUUGUGAAUCCGGGAUUACAAAUUUAUUAUAAGUUGUAUUAGGCGUACGAACGGGUCAUUCUAUCGGAAGAGAAGAAUAAUAGAUUUAAUAAGAUCCUGAUUGAAAAGUUAGGACAGGAAGUAAAGGAGGUCUUUGACAUUUCCAAUUAUAUUCAAGUGGAUAAGAGCAGGAUGAUCAUGGACAAGUUGAAGAAGAAGAAGGCCAAUUUGCAUGAGGAGGAGUUCGAAGAAUUGCCAGGGUUAUUAAGUAUGGAUCAAAGAGACUUGAAAUUAUCUAUGAUUAAAUGA